CUGGGCGCCUGCAUGGCCUUGAAUCUGGACCGUUCGUUCGAAACCAGCUCGAUCCGACGUGCUCUGCUGAAACUUCUGUUAUGUCAACACGGUUUUCAACUACUAUGAGCUACCAGUCGGUGUUUGAUGAGGUCUUGUGCAGACCGCUUUCAUCCGGUUCUACCGUAAACCAGUGAUGUAAACCACCUCAGAAGCUUAUGUUGCUGCCGCCUCGACCACCUUUUAUCCAGUUCUGUCGUCAAUAUUGAUUUACUUUAAAACAGUUGCACAUGACGUAGGCUAAUUGAGUCUGAAUGAUAGAAACUUCUUAAGAUUUUUUUUCUCUAAAGUAUUCGAGAAUUUACGAACGUCAUCGUACUAGACCACCCAUUGAUUGGUGUUUAAUACCGCGCUCAAGAAUAUUUCACUUAUACAACAGCGCCCAGCAUUAUGGUGGCAUAAGACUAUAAUACUCCAGAUUACCCUGUCUCGCUUAUCAGGAACAUGUACAUUGUAUAUUUCUAUUAAAUAACUGUCAAGGAACCACAGCGACGUAACAGCUGGUCUCGUGUUACCUGCAUGUAUUCAACCGUCAUGCGAUCUGGUCACAGACAUGCGUUGUGGUUGUUGGUCAUUUUAAACUCUUUGCAUGUCAGGUAACACGAGACAAUUUGAGGUUUUGCGGCAUUACAUAACAACUGCUUCUGGGGAGAUUUCCCAGUCAGUAUGAUUUCUUUUUCAAAUCUUAUUUGAUCUGUGUCAUUAAUUAUAACCAUGGACUAGCUUCUCUCUUGAUUGUAUAUUAUAUAACCAGCCUUAUUGUGGAUGUUACAUGUAUAAGUAAGUAUAUUGCAAGGAAACUGAUAUAAAAGUUUGUUUUGGAUAUGGCUAUUUUGAUUGUUGAUACUCAUUUACGCCGGGUAUGUUAUGAUAGUUUGAAAUGUGAACUGCUUGGAUUAUUGGAAUGUGAUAUAUACAGGAGAGUUGAAUCUUUGUACAGUGGUUGCAUCACACUUCACAGAAAAAUAGCCAGUCAACCAUAUUGGAGUCCUGUUUGCAUGAGUUGGUAUAUAGGCACAGUCCUGCAAUACUGCUGCCAACAGGUCAUGCAACUUUUCUGUUGGUUUGCAGAUAUACUACUUGCUUACAUGUACAUUGCCAUUUUAAACUUUGUCAUUUGCAGUGCCUCUCUUGUUUUGAAUGACCACCAUGAGCGAUUCUGACAGUGACCUGGGCAUGUCCACUGCCCGUGAUAGGUUGAGAUCAUUUGACAGUCGCCAUGACCCGAGAGUACAACAGUUACUUCAUCAAGAAACCAAGGGAUACCGCAAAGCUUCCGUCUUCAUUGGUCUGCUGUACAGCGAGGACCGGUUAAAUGUUCUCCUGACAUUGAGGUCGUCUAGAUUGCAGCACCACGCUAACACGGUGUCCUUCCCGGGGGGUAAGGUAGACGAGGGGGAUCAGGACGAGGUCGAGGCGGCUUUACGUGAAGCAAAAGAGGAAGUUGGUCUGGAACCCUCAAACGUUGAGGUGGUGUGCACGCUUUCGCCUAUGAUAGCCUCACCUAACUUCCUUACGGUCCCAGUGGUAGGGUUCAUCAAGGAACAAUUUGAACUGAAGGUGAACGAAAACGAAGUCGAAGAAGUUUUCUAUUUACCUUUAGAGCGUUUUAAUAAGGAUGAAGGUCAUUCCUCUGAAGUCUUUAUGCGAAGCAGUUCUUCAAGUCCUUACAUCAUUCACAGAUUCACAGAUACAGUGAUUGGUCAAACUAUGAUCACCUGGGGCUUUACUGCUAACUAUUGCUGCCUUGUUGCCAACAUUGUUUUCAACAAGCAAGGUUUUAGUUACCUAUCCCAGGAUCCAGUUUCUGCAAAAGAUGCAUAUGAGCAAACCAUACAAAGAACACAGAGGAUAUUGCAUGUAACCAAGACCCACGAGUUGGCUAAAAUGUGACCAUUAGCUCCAUGUUAGUUAUGUGAGAAGUUUUGUCCACUGAUUAUCCGGAAAACAAUACUUUAUCAUUUACAUGAAGUACAUUGCAUAUUUGUUUGUAUUCUUUUAUGUACUUUUAACUUAUGUUUGAUUUGAUAAUGACCACCAAAAAAAAAAACCAUCGAGAAUGACCCAAAAUGCGUUCAUAGCAUUGCCCCAUCAUCUUUCCAGUCUUCCAGAUAGUGUGUAGAUAUUGAUAUCUGGCCUGCAAGAUGAUAUAAAGAAACGCCCUGUACCGUUCAUAAGAAAACAGUAAGAUCUUAAGAGUGUAAACAAAUCAAAACUGUGUUUAUUAAUGCUUAUAGAGUUUUCUUAGCCUGAAAUGUGGAUGAUACAUAUUGGUAUUUCGAAGUAAAGUUGAUCUCGGUACAGCUUCA
Molecule: messenger RNA, 2348 nt
Organism: Liolophura sinensis
Lineage: Eukaryota; Metazoa; Mollusca; Polyplacophora; Chitonida; Chitonidae
Biological process (GO): coenzyme A catabolic process
Molecular function (GO): coenzyme A diphosphatase activity
Source: RefSeq, a predicted model, not a curated record